ACCUUCAGAUGGAGAUGAAGUAGCAGCAGCAGCAGCAGUCGACUAACAGGGCAACAACAGCGUCAGUUCCGCGGAUCCGGAGGUUUCUCUGUUCAGGAGGGACAGGUGACGGACACUCACUCGGCAGCCUUAACGUUCAUCGUUGAUAAUCACCGAGGUUUCACCUCCUCGUGCGCACCCUCCGUUUGCCACAAUAGAUGUUUCUCAACUACAUGCAUUUCGACCUGAUCAUCUAAGCCCCGGUCCAACACGAUGGAAAAUGCGCACACUAAAUCCGCGACCGAAGUUUUGGACAACUUCGGCGUGAACGAAAACACUGGGCUGACUCUGGAGCAGGUCAAAGUUAAUUUCGAGAAAUAUGGAGCGAACGAGCUCCCAGCUGAAGAAGGGAAGUCCCUGUGGGAGAUGGUGGUGGAGCAGUUUGAGGACCUCAUGGUCCGGAUCCUGCUGCUGGCUGCCUGCGUCUCCUUUGUGUUGGCUCUGUUUGAGGAGGGAGAGGAGACGACCACAGCCUUCGUUGAGCCUCUUGUCAUUCUACUUAUCCUCAUCGCCAACGCUGUUAUCGGAGUGUGGCAGGAGAGAAAUGCUGAGAACGCCAUCGAGGCUCUGAAGGAGUACGAGCCAGAGAUGGGGAAGGUGUACCGCAUGAACCGCAAAGCCGUCCAGAGGAUCAAAGCCAGAGACAUCGUCCCCGGGGACGUAGUGGAGGUGGCAGUUGGUGACAAGGUGCCCGCUGACAUCAGAGUGACCUCUAUAAAGUCCACCACGCUGCGUGUAGACCAGUCCAUCCUCACAGGGGAGUCUGUGUCCGUCAUCAAACACACUGACCCUGUUCCUGACCCCAGAGCCGUCAACCAGGACAAGAAGAACAUGCUCUUUUCUGGCACAAACAUCGCCGCAGGCCGAGCUAUAGGGAUUGUCGUCGCUACCGGCGUCUCCACAGAGAUCGGUAAAAUCCGUAACCAGAUGGCCGCCACAGAACAGGAGAAGACACCGCUGCAGCAGAAGCUGGACGAGUUCGGCCAGCAGCUCUCAAAGGUCAUCUCUCUGAUCUGCGUGGCUGUGUGGGUGAUCAACAUCGGGCACUUCGGAGACCCCGUCCACGGCGGCUCCUGGGUCAGAGGAGCGAUCUAUUACUUCAAGAUCGCCGUGGCAUUAGCCGUGGCCGCCAUCCCAGAGGGGCUGCCCGCCGUCAUCACCACCUGCCUGGCCCUCGGGACUCGACGCAUGGCCAAGAAGAACGCCAUCAUUCGCAGUCUGCCGUCAGUGGAGACCCUGGGCUGCACGUCUGUCAUCUGCUCUGACAAGACGGGGACCCUCACCACCAACCAGAUGUCCGUCUGCAGAAUGUUCAUCACAGACAAAGUGGAGGACUCCGACUGCACCCUUCAUGAGUUCUCUAUAACUGGUUCUACGUAUGCCCCCGAGGGACAAGUACUAAAAGGAGACCGGCCCAUCCAGUGUGGUGACUAUGAUGGACUUUUGGAGUUGGCCACUGUGUGCUCUAUGUGCAACGACUCCUCACUGGACUACAAUGAGGCCAAAGGAGUUUACGAGAAGGUGGGUGAAGCCACAGAGACGGCUCUGACUACCUUGGUGGAGAAGAUGAACGUUUUUAAGACCGAUGUGUCCGGACUCAGCAAGGUGGAGCGUGCCGGCGCAUGCAACGGGGUGAUCAGGCAGUUGAUGAAGAAGGAGUUCACCUUGGAGUUCUCUCGUGAUCGCAAGUCCAUGUCCGUCUUCUGCACUCCUGUCAAGCCCGGAUCCCAGAGCAAGAUGUUCAUCAAGGGCGCCCCAGAGAGUGUGAUCGAGCGAUGUCAGUACCUGCGGGUGGGAACGGGGAAGGUGGCGCUCACCCCGGCUCUGCGGGACCAGCUGUUGUCUAAGAUCAGGGACUGGGGGACAGGCAGGGACACUCUGCGCUGUCUGGCUCUGGCAACACACGACAGCCCGCCUCGCAGAGAGGACAUGGACCUGGAGAACGCCACCAAGUUUGUUCAGUAUGAGCUGGGUCUCACCUUUGUCGGCUGCGUGGGCAUGCUCGACCCGCCCAGGAAGGAGGUGAUCGGUUCAGUGAAGCUCUGCAACGAGGCGGGCAUACGAGUAAUCAUGAUCACCGGAGACAACAAGGGCACAGCUGUGGCCAUCUGCAGACGGAUUGGCAUCUUCGGAGAAGAAGAGGACGUGACAGGAAAGGCUUAUACGGGUCGUGAGUUUGACGAUCUGCCGCUGGAGGCCCAGAGGGAGGCGGUGAAACGGGCGAGGUGCUUCGCCCGGGUGGAGCCGGCUCACAAGUCGAAGAUCGUGGGAUACCUGCAAUCAUUUGAUGAGAUCACGGCCAUGACAGGAGACGGAGUGAACGACGCCCCCGCCUUGAAGAAAGCAGAGAUCGGCAUCGCCAUGGGCUCCGGCACGGCGGUGGCAAAGUCUGCGUCUGAGAUGGUGCUCUCUGACGAUAACUUCUCCACCAUCGUGGCUGCAGUGGAAGAGGGCCGAGCCAUCUACAACAACAUGAAGCAGUUCAUCAGAUACCUCAUCUCCUCCAACGUGGGAGAAGUCGUCUGCAUCUUCCUGACGGCCAUCUUGGGUCUCCCCGAGGCUCUGAUCCCUGUCCAGCUGCUGUGGGUUAAUCUGGUGACCGAUGGCCUGCCAGCCACUGCUCUUGGCUUUAACCCUCCAGACCUGGACAUCAUGGACAAACCCCCCCGCAACCCUAAAGAGCCCCUCAUCUCAGGCUGGCUCUUCUUCAGAUAUCUGGCCAUCGGAGGUUACGUGGGUCUUGGAACGGUGAGCGCUGCAACAUGGUGGUACCUGUUUGAUGAUGAGGGACCACAAGUGUCUUUCUAUCAGCUGAGACACUUCAUGCAGUGUACGGAGGAGAACCCCAUGUUCCAGGGCAUAGACUGUGAGGUGUUUGAAUCCCGCUACCCAACCACCAUGGCGCUGUCUGUGUUGGUCACCAUCGAAAUGUUAAACGCACUCAACAGUUUGUCAGAGAACCAGUCUCUGAUCAGGAUGCCUCCCUGGGUCAACAUUUGGCUUCUGGGCGCCAUGAUCCUCUCGCUCUCCCUCCACUUUGUCAUCCUCUACGUGGAGCCUCUGCCGUUGAUCUUCCAGGUGACCCCUCUGCGCUGGUCCCAGUGGAUUGUGGUCCUCAAGAUUUCCAUCCCAGUCAUCCUUCUGGAUGAGGCACUGAAAUACAUGUCUAGGAACCAUCUAGAAGCCUAAACUCUUUUAAUCUCACCUUCUGUGAAAAGGUGAUGACGACAAGAAAUACCGCAGGAGAUGGCAGCUGAACUAAGACCUCUCCCUCAACACACUCACACACUUAGACACACACAUGCCUUCCCUCCUCCCUUUACGAGCUCGGAACCUUUUUCUCUCCCCUGUCCUCGUUCCCCGCUCCUGCAUGACCGACAAAACCAACCACCACUAGAAACGAGCAGGGCUUGCAUGCGAGCGAGCGUGCAAGAAAGAAAGAGAGCAUGUGUGUUACAGCGAGCAUGGCUUUGUGUGUGUGUGUGUGUGUGUGUGUGUGUGUGUGUGUGUGUGUGUGUGUGUGUGUGUGUGUGUGUGUGUGUGUGUGUGUGUGUGUGUGUGUGUGUGUGUGUGUGUGUGUGUGUGUGUGUGUGUGUGUGUGUGUGUGUGUGUGUGUGUGUGUGUGUGUGUGUGUGUGUGUGUGUGUGUGUGUGUGUGUGUGUGUGUGUGUGUGUGUGUGUGUGUGUGUGUGUGUGUGUGUGUGUGUGUGUGUGUGUGUGUGUGUGUGUGUGUGUGUGUGUGUGUGUGUGUGUGUGUGUGUGUGUGUGUGUGUGUGUGUGUGUGUCUUUAUAGUUUCCAGAGCAAGAAACAACUGCAGACAAAAAAAAAAAAAAAAGUUCAAACCACCCAGGCUCUGCUUUUUAAGGAUUUCUGCUCAUUGGGUUUUUAACUGUACAAACACAGACUUUUCAGGGAGGGAAGAAGAGGGAGGACAGGGGACUAAAGGUUGAUAAUAUCUGGGAUGGGAAGGGAGGGUCUUUGAACUUAUCACAGAGACUGAAAGACAGAUUGAGAGGCACGUCAUAGAGAGUGCAAUCGCUGGUGAAAGAGAAGAGCAUCAGCAGGAACGUUGGAGGUUGAAAACAGCCAGCUCUGGAGGCGGGAUGAACUGCGUAGAGAGCCAUCGUACCUGCAGAAACAUUAUGCGGAGGCAGCGCCCACGGUGAUGGCAUCGGCAUUAUCAGCUCAACACCUCCGUAUCUCCGGCCAGUUUGUCACAGCGCAGCUCGUUCACUGCUCGUCCUCUUGCUUUGUUGUAUCGCUGCAGAAUGACUCUCCUUUUGCUCUCUCUCUCUCUUUCUCUCUCUCUGUCUCAGAGGCAGCUGUGGGUGGGGGGGUUGGGGGGUUGGGGAGGGUUGGCGUUAUGAUGUUGUCGGGCUCUUAUGUCCGGGUGUGGCGAUGUCGCUCUGUCUAGAAGGUGUGUGAAUAGCUUUACGCUGCUUGGCCCUUUCCUUCUGCUCUUAAUUGGAGGAGCUGAGGUCAGCUCACAGACAGAAAUCAAAUAAAAAAAACAUAUAACAUAUAAAUAAAUAAAAACCAAACCAGCAUAUCAGUAGUGUAGUCGGCCAGUGCACCCAGCUGGUCCUGUUAAGCCUCACUGUAAUGUCCGUCUGCUGUGCUGCUAUCUGACUUUUAGCUGUCAAGAAUCUGUUUUUUAAAGGGAAACAUGGAGAAGAGCGUGAAGCUCCGGGACAGUUUGUGCAGACAAACCGUCCCAGAGCUUCAUGGUUUUGAUCCCUCUUUGUGGUGCUUUGCACAAGUUUCUAUCCUCCUUGAACUUUUUCUACAUUUGGUCAUGUCACAACUGCAGCUCUGAAAAGACUUUAAUCGGGUUUAUAAGCAAUUAAAUGACUGAAAAAUGAAACAAAAUAUAAAAAAAGGGGGAAAUUAAAACAGUUUCCUCGUUAGAUGAGGUGCAACCAUUAGUUUCCAUCAGAAAAACGUCUGCUUCAUGGACUUGUUGUGACACAAUCAUGAAAAACUCCAAGGGGGGGUGAAAUCUUAGGCAGGUGGUUGUAGUUAUUCCUUACCCUGCACCAGCUCUAGUGUGUGCGUGUGUGUGUGUGUGUGUGUGUGUGUGUGUGUGCGCGUGUGUGUGUGUGUGCGCAUUUAGCCUUACUUGAAUUGAUUUGACUCGGUUAGCUUUACAGUCUUUGAAUCGCACAAAUAAUUUAGUUAAAUUAAGUUAAGGAAUGUCAACUAAAACGGCUUGAUCGUCUCACUUGCUGAUGUUUCAUUUAAAUCUUAAGCACAUGUUUCAUCAUCCAUGCCUUAUAACGCCCACUGCACCUCCACAUUGAACAUGUGGUCCAAAUGAAUGUGUUUCUGCGAGCCUUUAAUGACCCCGCCCUCUCACACGCGCCCCCACAGAGACGUCCACCCUGAUCACUGAGAUCUUAAAGAAUGCCCGCUCAGUGUGAGGUGUGUGUGUGUGCGUGUGUGUGUGAGAGGAAACCCUCUCUCCGUUGUCGCUUUGUGCGCUGCUCCCUCGGCUCCUCCUGCUCUCUCAGUGCUUUAGCGUCUCACCUGGGUAUCGUUUUAUAAUGACUUAAAUAGAAAUGUAUUUGACUGAACGAGCCCUCAGGGUUUGGAUUGUGUCUUUAAGUCUUAAUUAUGGGUUUUUGUGUGUCGGGCCCUGGUGCUCCGUGGACUGGGUCAGAGGUCUCUCUUUGCUUCCGUGUGCGUGAGAGGGGCGUGCACAUUCAGUAAACCGCUUAGUAAGAGAAACAGAAAGUAGGAUCUGCACACUCGGUCGGUCCCUUUGGAGGUUUUUUUUUAAAGAUAAAGCAAAUGUUGAAAUGAUCUUUCUGUAAACUACUCUCACUCUGAGUUCCCGACAGACUGUGCAGAACUUUCUUCUUCUUCUCUUCUCUUCCUUUUCCUGCUUCCAGACUUGAUGUAUAAAACAUGUUCCAGUCGUGUGACUUGGAGCAUUACUUUAAAUCUAAGGGACAAAUCCAUCCUUAAACACUUCAGAUUCAGUGCACGGUCAGUGACAAACUUAAGAUGGCGUGACCUCGUCAUAUUUCCAACCCCUCACUCUCUCUGGAGUCAUUUUUUUUUUGGGAAAUCACAGCAAGAAAUAAACUCACACAGAAGAAAUGACAGGUUAUAAAUCACAGCCUCAUCACUGGACGCGCCUCAGAGGAGAGUGGAAAUAAAUCUGGUGAUCCGUUUUCUUAUUCUGGUCCAAAUAGUUGUCUCUUCGGAGUUCAUGACUAAGUAGCAGGUGAAGAAAAAUGAGUUGUUGCUGACACUGUAUUUCUAAUUUUGUGUUCUUGAAUCGUGUAGAUAACUUGCUUACACAAACAAAAAAGACUGUACCUCACUUGUGUAAAGAAAGUGCUGUUAGGAACAUCCAUGCACUUCAUCUCCCUGCAGCUUAAAUCAAUAUAACUAAACAAAGACUAAACAAUCCUUUCUUAUCGUUUUUUUAUUUUUUAUUUUUAUUUUUAAAUCUGUCAACACGGAUUCACCUGUAGUUCUCCUUUUUCGUUCUCUAGCCUCUAGUGGUUGGAGUUGGCAUUACAAUAUCAAGCCUUUUGAAAUAUCGGCCCAAAAUCUCUUUGUCCACCUGCACAAAAAUGUGGAAAAAUCAUCCAAGAAUUAGUUGUUUUCAUCUGGAUCACCCAACAGUUGUUUGUCAAAUUUGACAACAAAAAAAAAUCCAUAAAUCCAGAGAGCGCCGGAUAGUGUAGCGGUAAUGUUGCAUGCCCCGUGUACAGAGGCUAUAGUCCACGACACAGCAAGGGGUGGGUUCAAAUCUGACCUCGAGCCUUUGUUGCAUGACGUCGCCCCACUCUCUCCUCCCAACAUUUCCUCUCUCUCUUCAGCUGUCUGAUCCAAUAAAGGCAAAAAAAAUACACAAAUUCAGAAAGUUUAUGCCGUCUAAACUUUCACCACAUAUUGUUCUCUCGGAAAUUAAACGAUUCAGAUAUUCUAAUAAGAAUUUGAAAAUGGAAUCACCAGAUUGUUUUCUUUAAUCCGGGUCCUGUUUACUUUUAGUCCGAAGCUUUAAGGGUGGAACGUUCCUGAACAUUUCAAAUAAGAAGCUGGAUUUAGUCAUAAAUCACAAACAAAAAAACAGCCUGAUUAGAUCGCACUCACGUCCAGGUCUCACAUAUUCGUUUUCUGACCACCAUGAAGUGAAAGGUACCCCUUAGUCCAGACCAGCAGAGAUCCCCCAAAUCCCCCAUCCCCGUCCCAGCUUUCCACGGCUCUGUAACAUGCUGGCGCCCCCGGCCACCGGGCACUAUAGGUGUGUGUGUGUGUGUGUGUAUAGCCUUGUUAUUUACUACUGAAUCCUCAGCUCUGUACAGAAGACGAGAGUGUGACCGCAUGGAACCUUGUUACUGUAAUAAUAACCUCUACAGUAUAUGAUAUUUAAUUUUUUGAUAACUUCCAUCAGUGAAACCUGCUCGCCAACCACACAGUCCAACUCACCAGUAACCGUUUUCUGAUUUCCCCUCGAGCACACGGCAUCUAAGGAUCUCAUUUCUUUCUUUUGUUUUGUAGAGUAGAGAGGUUUGUUUCUUCUUCAUUGUUUCGGUUUUUACAAUUCCUGGGGUUUUGUGUCUUUUACUGUAGGUAGAAGAAAACGUCAUAAAUAUGUUUAAGAUAGACAAGAGUCAUGCUUACGCUAAUAAAUGACGACGACGAUGAUGAUGAUGAUGAUGAUCAGUGAUGGUUAUCCGGUGAGAGAAUGUUGGAAGAGUUUGUGAAUGAACUGUGUCUGGUUUACACUGAGCGAUAAGCAGUGAUGAAUCCUGGGAUAUGAAGUUUUCUGACUGUACUUUGAAGGGCUCGGCGUGGAUGCAGGCUCUAGAGACCCCCUUUGACAAUCCUCUUCAGUCCAGCAUGGUACUCAAAGUCCUCUACCAUCUGCUCAAAUAAAAAAACAACCUCUAUUGAUGAUCGUGCUCGGGCUGGUAUCAGCACCAUCCGGCUCGUUCUGGUCCGUGCUCUCUUUGUCUCGUUCAGUCUCUAGAGCCCGAGAUCCACCUCUGAGUAAUUAAAGGAUUCUCUGCAUUGCCUUGUUAAUAUUAAUUGUGGACACAUAAUUUUAUAAAUGACAAAGACGUGGAAAAUAAAGAUAAUUUAUCUUGUUAUUUA
Molecule: messenger RNA, 8151 nt
Organism: Labrus bergylta (ballan wrasse)
Lineage: Eukaryota; Metazoa; Chordata; Actinopteri; Labriformes; Labridae
Gene: atp2a3
Product: ATPase sarcoplasmic/endoplasmic reticulum Ca2+ transporting 3
Biological process (GO): calcium ion transmembrane transport; intracellular calcium ion homeostasis
Cellular component (GO): membrane
Molecular function (GO): ATP hydrolysis activity; P-type calcium transporter activity; ATP binding
Source: RefSeq, a predicted model, not a curated record